Molecule: messenger RNA, 1807 nt
Organism: Phaeodactylum tricornutum CCAP 1055/1
Lineage: Eukaryota; Bacillariophyta; Bacillariophyceae; Surirellales; Neidiaceae
Exons: 2
Coding region: 167-1807 (546 amino acids)
Biological process (GO): protein folding
Cellular component (GO): chaperonin-containing T-complex
Molecular function (GO): ATP-dependent protein folding chaperone; ATP binding; ATP hydrolysis activity
Source: RefSeq, a predicted model, not a curated record
CACUACCAGUUAUACCGUCAACGCCUUUGUCCCAUACGAUCCAUUACGAUCUAAAUUGUUCACUCCCGAUCGUUCUUUCACUCGCACAUUUACAGUUACAGUUAGUUCCUAUUCCACCUUCCGCGCACCAAACUUCCUCUUCGUCCUCGUCAUUCUUCCCCGCAGCAUGAGCAAUUCAACGCUGCACGAAAUUUCUCCCAACGCCGAGAUUGUCUCGCGUCAACAGGCACUCCAGGUCAACGUCGCCGCUGCUGUCGGACUCUCCAACGUACUCAAGUCCAACUUGGGACCCACGGGAACUUUGAAACUGCUCGUCGGGGGGACGAUUGAGCAACUCAAGUUGACCAAAGAUGGACUCACCUUGCUGAAAGAAAUGCAGAUACAGCAUCCCACCGCAGCGCUCAUUGCCCGUACCGCUACGGCACAGGACGACGUCACCGGUGACGGAACCACGUCGGUCGUCUUGUUGACGGGAGAAUUGCUCCGACAAGCCGAACUCCUCGUACGGGAAGGAUUGCACCCACGGGUACUCACCGAUGGACUCGAUACGGCACGGGAUGCCUGUUUGGAAGUCCUGAAAGCAUUUGCCGUAGCUCAUCCGGAUCUAAUCCAUAAUCGGGAUCUAUUGCAGCAAAUUGCCCGGACCUCUCUGGCGACCAAACUCGACGGUCCUCUUGUGGAUCAGAUGUCUUCGGCGGUCGUCUCGGCCAUUCAAACGAUAUACGAACCAGACACGCCGCUCGACUUGCACCGCGUGGAAAUACUCACUUUGGCUCGCCACCGGGCCGUCGAUUCCAAAUUCGUUGCCGGUUUAGUGCUCGAUCACGGUGCCCGCCACCCCGACAUGCCCACACAACUCCUCAACGUCAAGGUCAUGACCUGCAACAUCUCGCUCGAAUACGAACAAACCGAAACGCAGGCCGGUUUCGUCUACUCCACUGCCGAAGAACGCGAAAAGCUCGUCGAAAGUGAACGUGUUUGGUUGGACGAGCGUUGUCGGCGCAUUGUGGAAUUCAAGCGCCAAGCCUGUGCAGACGGCGAGACCUUUUGCAUCAUCAAUCAAAAAGGUGUGGAUCCGUUGAGCUUGGACAUGUUCGCCAAGGAAGGUAUCCUUUGCCUGCGUCGGGCCAAACGUCGCAAUAUGGAACGUCUCACGCUCGCAACCGGCGGUAGUAUCAUUCUCAGUCUCGAAGAUUUGGAAACCAGCAUGCUGGGCUACGCCGGUAGCGUCAAGCAAGUCACCUACGGCGAAGACAAGUACACGUUCGUGGAAGACUGCCCCAAUUCACAGUCCGGGACUCUACUUUUACAGGGACCAAAUAAGUUGACGACCGAACAAAUCAAAGACGCCGCCAAAGACGGCUUACGGGCCGUCAAAAAUGCCGUAGAAGACGGCGCCCUCGUGCCCGGAGGCGGCGCCUUUGAAAUUGCCGCUUCGGAACAUUUACUGCACAAAGUCGUGCCCACGCUCAAAGGCAAAACGAAACUGGGCGUACAAGCGUACGCACAGGCGCUUUUGGUCAUUCCCAAAACGCUCGCCGCUAAUUCGGGUUUUGACGUCCAGGACGUCCUGCUGAAACUUCAGGAUGAACGCAACUCAACCAACAUGGCGAUUGGUUUGGAUGUCAAAACGGGGGAACCCAUGUUGAGCGCGGAACAGGGUGUAUGGGACAAUGUCCGGGUCAAACGUCAAGGCUUGCAUCUGGCCACGGUCUUGGCCAACCAGCUACUGCUCGUGGACGAAGUCAUGCGGGCUGGCAAACAAAUGGGGAGAAAUGCCCAACCAAAUCCGGAAAUGAUGGGAUAG